Molecule: messenger RNA, 1143 nt
Organism: Entrophospora candida
Lineage: Eukaryota; Fungi; Glomeromycota; Glomeromycetes; Entrophosporales; Entrophosporaceae
Source: the annotation of a GenBank genome assembly
AUGCCUGAUUUAGAAACAGAAUUGUUAAUUAGUCCUAAAGAAGAAUUCGAAAGUAAAGUUUCUAAUCCUAUGAUAGAGGAAGGAACAGACAAUCAUGAUAAAUUAAAGGUUGCAAUUGAUUUAAUGGGUGAUCACGCUGUUACUGGUGAACUUUUAAAACCGUUUGACAGCUUAAUAAAUGCUGUUAUGGAAUUAAUAAGAAAGAACUAUGGUUCAUUUGAAGAUGCACAAUAUAACAAAAACUUUUGUAACUGUUUACUUGAUCGAAUCGAAUUCAUUGAACAACCUAUGAAAAACUUGAGAGCACAUAAAAAUUUAAUGAUUCUACUUUUGAUAGAUCAAAAUUAUUACGAUACUUUAUUGUGUCUAAUUGCAAUUUUGAAAGAAUCACAAAGAUUAAUCAACGAGAUAUCGUUUCUUUGGAAUUUACGUAAAUUUAGAGCCACUAAUGAUAUUAAAAUUCAUUUUGAAAGAGUUACAGAAGAGUUUGAUAAGGUUUUAUCAAAGUUAAAUUUGGAGAAACCUUUUGAUUACGAAGCACAAAAAAAGAAAGAUCUAAAGGCUAUAGAAUAUGACAUUUCAACAAUGAAUAAGUUUCUUGAGAGUGUUGAAGGAUCUUCGAUAACAUUACCGAAUUCAAAUAUGGAAAUUAAUCCAAUUUUUGAAACAGUUACAUUGAUCAAAGCACGUUUAACUGAAGUUAACCCAAAUGAAAUUACAAUUAAACGGAUUCCACCCAAUGAAUUAAUAAGGGUAUACUAUCAUUUAUGUCGAAAAAAUGAUCAACCUGGCGGUGGUGGUAAUGUUAAAGUUAAAAGAUGGUUGUGUGGUGAAAAGGGAAAACAAUCAUAUUCUGGUAUAAUUAGAGCUGCUUGGCAAAAUGAUCCAUUAUUACGACCAUAUCUUUAUUUAAUAUUCUUAAAACUUGAUGAAUUAUCUAAAGAUAAUCCAAUUGAGGAAGGAUCAUCAUUAUCAGCUAUGUUAAGGUUUCAAAAAUAUGAUGAUAGUGACGAAGUGGUUGAAAUAAUUUAUGAUGAUAAUGAGGUGGAAACCAAAAACGAAGAAGAAAUACUGCCAGUUAAUAAAGAUUCAAAUCUUGAUAUUGUUCCUGUUGUAAGUGUAAAGAAAUUUUGGAAUAUUUAG